Schistosoma rodhaini is the source of this 4779-nucleotide messenger RNA. The record is from the annotation of a GenBank genome assembly. Lineage: Eukaryota; Metazoa; Platyhelminthes; Trematoda; Strigeidida; Schistosomatidae.
ACGAGCAUGAACGACACACAUGCACAGUCCCUUGUUGUGGUAAAGGCUGUAGCUAUAAAUAAAUCCCCAAAAUCUUCAAGGCCUUACCGCGCGGUUUCAACAGGUACGUGACAUAUUGUAUGUUUACUAGUGAUGUUUCGGAAGCUUACGAAACUCUGAAACGCGGCAAUCUAACCGAUCAGCAAAAGUUAGACCAACUCCUUAAUAACAUCGACUUGCAGCAUGGUUCUGCGACAGACAUGUUGCUAAGGAUGAGAGAAGUCAUUGGCCAGAGAACUUUCGAUAAUGGCCUAUUUAAACAACUUUUCUUACCUAAACUUCAUCAACGGGUGCAUGCUGUGCUUGUGUCGUCUCAAAACAUCGCCGUAGAUGAUCUGGCUACAUCUGCCGACCGCAUUUUUAAGGUCACUAGAUCUUCUAAUUUAUAGGUUUUUUCAGUUAAAGAAAAAAACCUCAAGCGACACAGAAUGACAAUACAAAAUUAUAUCACACAUUUACACGUUGUCUUAGAUUUUUUAAUGACCACAAAGAGUCACAAUUCCUGCGAAGAAGCACUUCAUGUAGGCUAUCUCUCUAGACCGUUAGAGACGGAUAACCCCAACUGAUGCUGACAUCAUAACCAGUAUGGGAUGUCUUCCAGAAAUUGCAGAAAACCCUGCAAUUAUCCGAACUCAAAAUCGACUGACGAAAAAUCGGGAGACUUCCCAGCUGGCACGCGGUAAUGUCAACCGUAGUCGGCGAACACAGUCGUCUGUCAUACGUCUCAGAUGUGGUGACGAAAGUUCGCUACCUCGUCGACACUUCUGCAAAAGUUAGCGUUCUUCUAACGACCAGCUUCACGAAUCUGUUUUAAGCUUACAGGCGGCAACCGGAAAGCCAACCGCCACAUAUGGUGAAUGGUACGUUUACCUGAACGUGGGUUUACGCAAACUCUUUCACUGGAUCUUCGUUCUUGCAAAUACUUCAAUGACAAUCAUUGGUAUGGACCCGCUACAACACCAAAAUUUACUCAUUGAUACACGCAAACGAAGGCUAGUAGACGAAAACACUAAUUUAUCUGUUUGCGUAACUUCUUCCUGUUGCAGAAUAUCUAGUCACAAUUAGACACAAUAGAUCCAUUCUAUCAGCCAUUACUCUAUAAGCAUCUUGGGACAUACUAACCGCAACCGAAAUUGCUGUGUGUAACCAGCAAUGUUACACAUCACAUCACGACUACAGGACCACAUGUAUUCUCGAAAGAACACAGACUGGCUCCCGAAAAGCUGAGGUUGGCCGAAAACGAAUUCCACCACAUGAUACAGUUAGAAAUCAUUCGACCGUCAAACAUCCCAUAGGCAUUUCCCUUGCACAUGGUCCCUAAAAAGACAGCAACGAUUGGCGUCCAACUGGUGACUAUCGGUUUUUGAAUGCAAAAGCCAUUCCCGAUCGUUACCCGUUGCCUCACAUUCACGAUUUGACAGCUACCUUGAAAAGUACAACUGUCUUUUCGAAAAUCGACUCGGUUGAAGCCUAUAACCAAAUCCCUAUGCCUACUGACAAUAUUUCAAAAACCACUAUUACCACUCCCCUCGGUCUUUAGGAAUUUCCGCGAAUGCCUUUUGGCCUAAGAAAUGCUGCCCAGACUUUGCAAAGGUUCAUAGAUGAUGUUUCUCGAGGUCUCAACUUCGUACAUGAGUAUGUGAAUGACUGCUAAAUAUAAGUCUGGACGGAGAAUCCCAUCUCCAGCAUCUGGACUGGAACUGUGAAAGCAUGGCAUUACUGUAAACGUUCGGAAAUGCCAAAUCGGAACCAACUCCUUAGAUUUCCGAGAACACGCUAUUGAUGCUCAAGGCAUCCGAUCCCCUCGAAGCAAAAUGGCGGUCACUCUGGAUAACCCAAAACCGACCACUAUUAAGCAAUUGCGCGCAUCUAACAGUUUCUAUAGACGGUUCAUACCAAAAUGCGCGUCCGUCAUGAAACCGCUAACCGACCAACUUCGUGGAAAUGCAAAAUUCAUAUAUUUGGACAAUACCGCGCGAAAAGCAUUCUCCACAGUUAAUGAACUUAUCGCAGAGGCAACCAUGCUAGCACAUCAGGACACUGAAGCGCCCAUUAGUAUCGCAGUAAACGCAUCCAACUCAGCAAUCGGAUGGUUCUUACGACAAUGGGUUAACCGCCCCUGACAACAUUUGACAUUAUUCUCGAGACGGUUACUAGACACUGAAUGGAGUUGUAGCACUUUCGAUAGGGAACUCAAAGCCAUGUAUUGUGCUGUGCGGAACUUGCAACACUAUUGAAUACCGAGAAUUCACUGUUUACUGAUCAUAAACCGCUCACCUUUUCAGACAAAUACUCACAGAUAUCAAACGAAAUCUUUGGAGUGUAAUCCACUACUUAGUGAUUGUGCAUCAUUGUUUUACAUACGCCUGUUACCCCUUGUGAAGUCUAGGUCACCCACCAGUAUUCUCAAUCGAACUCCGUGCUGGGCAAUCCUUUCCAGCUGCUAUUCAUUUUCAUGUCUGCCUCCAACAUCCGGUGUAACGCGUUAUUUGGCCUGCCUCUUUUGCUUUCUCAUUGAGGUUGUCAAGUUAGGACUUGCUUUGUGAUACAGUUUGUUGAUUCCCACAAUGUCAUAUCUACUUGCAGCGUCUCCUCCUGAUUCCCUAUUCAGUUGGAAGCUGCUUUGUUCUCUCUCCCAGUAGACUGCUGCUGAUAGUAUGCGGCCAACAAACAUUGAGUAUGCUGCGUAGAUAGCUGUUUAUAAAUACCUGUACACCUUUCAUUUUGGUUGUAGUAGUUCUCUAAGCCUCAACUACGCACAAUAGAAAUUUCUCGACGUCCGUAUUUAAGAUUAUGGCUUCGGUCUCGGGUGACGGUUGUUUUUAAUUCCAAGUGAUCUUCGAUUGUAGGAAUGCUGCCCUUGCUUUGCCAAUCCUCAUCUUCACGUAUGCAACCGCACGUCGACAUUCUUGUUCGUUUCCCCCAGUCGUCAAUGUCGUUCUGUGAUAUCUUCAUACCCGGUGUUGUCCAUUCCGACUUUGGUAUUCAUGUUUCUCAUCAAUAUGAUCAGGUAUUUUUCUGAGCAUUUCCCAAUGGUCGAUUUCAGUCUCUUGUAAAACUUAUUUUUGUCAUCGUCAUUGGUGGAUGCAUAACAUUGGGUAAUAUCCAUUGUGAUCUCCUCCCUCGUUGUUUUGAAUGAUGCUUUGUUGAAUGUUGAUCCAUAAGGUUCCCGUUCUAUAAGUGUAUUUCGUGAUUCUUUGGACAGCAUCAGAACAAGUCCCUGAGUGUACGAAGCGAUUUCGUCUUUGUAACCCGUGUACAACAGCAUCCCACCAGAGUCUAACCUUUGCUGUCGAGCUUAGGUCAAAUGUGUUUCACUGAUUCCGAGAACUGUCAAGUUGUAUCACCUCAUUUUCUCAGCUAUUUGAUUGGUCCUCCCGGUCUCCCACAUUGUCCGGGCACUUCAUGUACCCAUAUUAAUUGUUGCUCUGGUUGUCAGAAGGGGAAUUGACCUCGUGACUUCGGAAGAAUCUCGUCUUUCACCACGAGGCGUCAUAAUUCUUCUGAAUGAAGAUCUUUCAACUCGGAGAACAGAGUUUAAGUGGUUCGAAUUGUUUAUUGUGGUUAGCGUGUUUCAGUGAGGUUGUUUUCUACGGGAUGGGGUUACUGAUACCUAUGCCCAAACCUUCUCGUUUACCUGUGCUUGGUGCGGACAGUAAGUCUAGGUGAACCUGAAGCGGAGUUGACAUAAUUUUUACCUGUUAUUUAAACAGCCUUUAAAUAAGCUAAAUAGUUGUUAUGCGUCUACUGAUUCUCGAAGAUCCUGAAGAAGUUGCAGUAUGGGCUGCUAAAUACGUAAUGAAAAAGAUAACUGACUUUAAGCCAUCUGAAUCGAGAUACUUUGUUCUUGGUCUUCCAACCGGUUCAACUCCUUUGGCUUAGUUUCCGUUAUGUGAAAACCUUUAAUAUGGACGAGUAUUUGGGGUUGUCUCACGAUCAUCCACAAUCUUACCAUUACUAUAUGUAUCAUAAUUUUUUCAAACAUAUAGAUAUAGAUCCGAAAAAUGUGCAUAUACUCAAUGGAAUAACUGACGAUCCAGAAGCUGAAUGUGAAAUGUUUGAAAUGGAGAUUAAGAAAGCUGGAGGUAUUCACUUAUUUGUUGGUGGAAUAGGCCCGGAUGGCCACAUCGCUUUUAACGAGCCAGGUUCUAGCUUAGCAUCUCGUACGCGAGUCAAAACGCUGGCGAAGGAGACUGUUGUAGCUAAUGCCAGAUUUUUUGGAGAUAAUCUGUCUCAGAUUUCGAGUAUCAUAAAUGUUAUAUUUAUUAUCCUUGCCAUGUCACAAGACAUCUCUAUAUCUAUUCUUCAAAUGGGGUUCCUCUUAAGGCAGCUACUACAGGUCUGGGAACAGAUAUCGUCGCCGCACUAGUCACAAUUCCCGAACUCCUAUAUGCUCGUAUCACAGAAAUCAGGUUCCUGAGCGUUGUUUGACAGUGGGAGUUGGAACGGUAAUGGAUGCUAAUGAGGUUAUGAUUUUAGUCACUGGAACUUCUAAAGCAUUAGCAUUACAGAAAGCAAUCGAAGAGGGAGUAAAUCAUAUGUGGACAGUAUCUGCUUUCCAGCAUCAUAAGAAAUCUAUAUUCGUUGUUGAUGAAGAUGCGACAAUGGAACUUCGCACAAAAACUGUUCGUUAUUUUAAAGACCUAGACAGUAUUCAUCGCAAGCUAAAUGAAAUAUCAUUUUAGUCAUGCUUUGCUUACAGAUGUCCUGGUGAUUUUAAAUAAAACAUUGCAGCAAUUU